Messenger RNA from Megalobrama amblycephala (Wuchang bream), 2352 nucleotides. RefSeq names its product transglutaminase 1 like 4 (gene tgm1l4). Gene Ontology annotation, biological process: peptide cross-linking. NCBI's taxonomy places the organism in Eukaryota, Metazoa, Chordata, Actinopteri, Cypriniformes, Xenocyprididae. The transcript is spliced from 14 exons. Bases 138 to 2264 code for a protein of 708 amino acids. Gene Ontology annotation, molecular function: protein-glutamine gamma-glutamyltransferase activity. The record is from RefSeq and is a predicted model, not a curated record.
AUUGGUGUGUCACCGCCUCUGUAGUGAAGAAGGAGUGGUGACAGGAUUUAAAUAAGAGCCGAACGUUCCCUGAAUUCAUCAACACAAACACAGACGUCCGUCAGAGACAGAGCUGAACUUCACUCAGAGACUCAGAAAUGUCUAGAUUUGACCCCACCAGCGCAAAUGCAGCUGUGGCCACGACCUCAUCUGCGUCUGCAGCAGCUGCUGCUCCAGACUCUCUUCUGACGGUGCGCUCCGUCGACCUCCUGAAGUCCAAGGAUGGGCCGAAUCGACGUGAACAUCGCACAGACGCUUACGUCAGCGACAAGCUGAUCGUCCGCAGAGGACAGACCUUCCAGAUGUGGAUCGAGCUCUCCAGACCUUUCAACCGCAAAUCAGACAACCUGCAACUGCAGCUGAAUUCCUUCGUUACUACUGGGAUCCGCAUCUCCGUUCCGUUAGUGGACGAACUGGAAGACAGACGCUGGGAGAUGAAGAUAGUUGAGCAGAAGGACAACCGGAUCCGGCUGUCGGUCAACACCCUGCCGACCGCCUCCAUCGGCCGCUACAUGAUCACCGUCGAGUCCUUCUCGCCGAAGGGGAAGCUGUUGUUCCCCUGCACCCCGAAUGACCUGUACCUGCUCUUCAACCCCUGGUGUGAAGCUGAUCCUGUGUUUUUGGAUAAUGAGGCGGAAAGAAAAGAGUAUGUUCUGAACAGCAUGGGCAGAAUUUAUUACGGAACCGAAAGGCAAAUUGGAGCCAGAACAUGGAAUUAUGCCCAGUUUGAGCAGGAUAUCCUGGAAGCGUGUCUGUUCCUGUUGGAAAGGGGUCGGGUCGCCAUGACCGAAUGGAGAGAUCCGGUGAUCGUGUCCAGGAUGAUCUCUGCUCUGGUGAACUCUAAUGAUGACCGAGGUGUGCUGAUGGGUAAUUGGUCGGACAGCUAUGUAGGCGGGACAGCGCCCACCGCCUGGAGUGGGAGCGGAGACAUCCUGAGACAGUUUUUCAAGAGUGCAGGAAAUCCGGUCAAAUUCGCCCAGUGCUGGGUCUACGCUGGAGUCACGACAUCCGUGUUGAGAUGUCUCGGUAUUCCGACUCGUUGUGUGAGCAACUUCAGCUCCGCCCACGACACAGAUCUUUCCUUGACCACAGACAUUUAUAUUGAUGAAAAGCUGGAAUUAAUUAAAGACUUGACCGACGAUUCUGUCUGGAACUUCCACGUGUGGAAUGAGUCGUGGAUGACCCGACCAGACCUGCCGUCAGGUUACGGUGGGUGGCAGGUGGUGGAUGCGACCCCUCAGGAGCCCAGCCAGGGUUCGUACCGCUGCGGUCCCACACCCGUAUCUGCAGUCCGCAAUGGACAAGUCGACCUGAAAUUCGACACUCCGUUCGUCUUUGCUGAGGUGAACAGUGAUAGAAUCUACUGGCAGAAGAAACCCGAUGGAAGUUUCAGUCAGAUCAGCGUGGAGAAGAACUCCAUCGGCCAGCGCAUCAGUACCAAAGCUGUGGGAUCAGAAGAGCGCAUGGACAUCACACACCUCUACAAAUACCCAGAGGGUUCGGAAGAGGAACGCAUCGCUGUGGAAACGGCCAGUCGCUUCGGCUCCAAGCCAACUCUGUACCCAUCACCCACCGACAACGACGUGAGCGUUGAGAUCGUCAUAGACGGGGCAGGACCUCGUAUCGGUGAAGACGCCAAACUCUCCAUCGUCCUGAAGAACAAGAGCUCAAAGCAGCGCACGGCCAGUCUGCUGUAUGAGGUUCUGGUCAUGUACUACACUGGAGUGCUGAAAACCACCGUGAAGAAGGACCAGAUUCCUGUCGACCUCAAACCGCAAGAGACCAAGACUAUUCCCUGGACUCUGCAGUAUAAGGAGUACAUGAGUCAUCUGGUGGAUCAGGGCGCUCUGAUGCUCACGCUCACCGGACGGGUCAAUCAGACCAAACAGAUUCUGGCCACACGGUUCAACUUCAGACUGCGCACACCAGACCUCAUCAUCACUCCUGUAGAUAGCGCUGUGGUGGGUAAAGAGUUGACAGUCAAGAUCACGUUCCAGAACCCGCUGUCACAAGUGUUGAGGAACGUUUUGUUCCGGAUAGAGGGAUUGGGAAUGCAGAGCGUCAGAAAGAUUGCAUAUGGUGAUGUGGAGAAGCUAGCGACGGUUACACUGAUGGAGAAGUUUGUUCCCACCGUCUCCGGCUCUCAGAAGCUCCUGGCAUCGAUGGACUGUCGUCAGCUCACUCAGGUUCACGGAUUCACCGAUAUUGUGGUCAAACCAAAGUGAAAAACUCUUUCAUUGUGAAGUAAUAAUAAUUCAGUAUUUUCAUUCACAACUGAUGAAAGUCAACAAUAAAGACCCUAUUUUAUUCAUA